CGGGAACGAGCGACCUCGGGCGCCAUUUUGUUGGGAAACAAAUAGGCAGAAGUGCGGAGUAGAGGAGGAAGAAAAUCGGGAGAGGGACCGCGAGUCGACUAGGAUAGCAGCGCAGUCGGGAGACGACUGCUGCGAUUAUUAAUUGGACGAAGAACCAGGCGGUCGGACGCUGUGACAGCAGUGGAAGGUACCAUGUUCCUUGACAAGAAAGGUGACUGAAGAAUCUGUAAGCAUCUCAUAAUAGGCUAACUUUAAAUAAAUUAACCUGUCUCUGAGGUGACUAAAGGGGAAUAAUGGUGAUUUUGCGCCGGGCCCGGCCGCCUGCUUCCGCCCCGACCAGCAAUGAAUCUUGACUCGCUCUCGCUGGCCUUGUCUCAAAUCAGCUACCUUGUGGACAAUUUGACGAAGAAAAACUACAGAGCCAGCCAGCUGGAAAUACAACAUAUUGUGAAUCGACACGGUCCUGAGGCAGACAGGCACUUGUUACGCUGUCUAUUCUCACAUGUGGAUUUCAGUGGAGAUGGUAAAAGCAGUGGCAAGGAUUUUCAUCAGACACAGUUUUUAAUUCAGGAGUGUGCAUCUCUGAUCACCAAGCCGAAUUUCAUCUCUACACUGUCAUAUGCCAUUGACAAUCCUUUGCACUACCAAAAGAGUCUGAAGCCUUCUCCCCAUCUUUUUGCCCAGCUAAGUAAAGUUCUGAAGCUUAGCAAGGUUCAAGAGGUUAUCUUUGGCCUUGCCCUUCUUAACUCUUCUAGCUGUGAACUACGGGGAUUUGCUGCCCAGUUUGUGAAACAAAAACUUCCGGACCUACUGCGUUCUUACGUUGACGUGGACGUUAGUGGCAGUCAAGAAGGUGGAUUCCAGGACAUUGCCAUAGAGGUCCUGCACCUCCUCCUCUCCAACCUCCUUUUUGGCCAGAAAGGAGCUUUUGGGGUGGGACAGGAGCAGAUUGUAGCAUUUCUCAAGACUCUACGCAGAGAUUUCCCACAGGAACGCUGCCCGGUGGUGCUUGCACCACUGCUUUAUCCUGAAAAACGGGACAUUCUAAUGGACCGAAUCUUAGCUGAUUCUGGAGGGAUCACCAAAACCAUGAUGGAUAGUUCUCUGGCUGACUUUAUGCAGGAAGUGGGCUACAGCUUCUGUGCCAGUGUGGAAGAAUGUCGCAAUGUAAUUGUUCAGUUUGGUGUCCGAGAGGUUACAGCUGUACAAGUUGCAAGAGUGCUUGGGAUGAUGGCUCGAACACACUCUGGUCUAACUGAUGGCAUUCCUUUACAGUCUAUCACUUCCCCUGGCAGUGGAAUUUGGAGUGAUGGGAAGGAUAAAAAUGAUGCUGUUCAGCCACAUACCUGGAAUGUUGAAGUUUUGAUAGAUGUUGUCAAAGAGCUGAAUCCCACUCUAAACUUCAAAGAGGUGACAUAUGAACUUGAUAACCCAAGUUUUCAGAUCCGUGACAGUAAAGGUCUUCAAACUGUCGUAUAUGGCAUCCAAAGAGGUCUUGGUAUAGAGGCGUUUCCAGUUGAUCUCGUCUAUAGACCUUGGAAAAAUGCAGAGGGACAGCUUUCCUUUAUUCAGCACUCAUUAGUGAACCCUGAUGUUUUUUGCUUUGCUGACUACGCCUGCCAUGCUGUUGCUACCGAUAUUUUAAAGGCUCCACCAGAAGAUGAUAAUCGUGAAAUUGCUACAUGGAAGAGUUUGGAUUUGAUUGAGUCUCUGCUUCGACUGGCCGAGUUGGGACAGUAUGAGCAAGUAAAACAGCUCUUUGCCUACCCAAUAAAGCACUGCCCAGAUAUGUUAGUGUUGGCCUUGCUACAAAUUAAUACCACGUGGCAUACCUUGCGCCAUGAACUAAUCUCUACACUUAUGCCAAUAUUCCUUGGAAACCACCCCAACUCUGCCAUAAUUUUGCACUAUGCUUGGCAUGGACAGGGACAGUCACCAUCAAUACGGCAGCUUAUCAUGCAUGCAAUGGCAGAGUGGUACAUGCGUGGUGAGCAGUACGAUCAAGCAAGGCUCUCUCGUAUUCUUGAUGUGGCCCAGGACUUAAAGGCGUUGUCAAUGCUGUUAAAUGGCACUCCAUUUGCCUUUGUUAUUGAUCUUGCUGCACUUGCCUCUCGCCGGGAGUACCUCAAACUUGACAAGUGGCUCACAGAUAAAAUACGAGAGCAUGGGGAACCAUUCAUCCAGGCUUGUAUGACCUUUUUAAAGAGACGGUGUCCUUCUAUACUGGGUGGUCUUGCACCAGAGAAAGAUCAGCCUAAAAGUGCCCAGCUGCCACCUGAGACUUUGGCAACAAUGUUGGCAUGUUUACAAGCCUGUGCUGGAAGCGUUUCUCAGGAACUUUCGGAAACCAUACUUACCAUGGUUGCAAACUGCAGUAAUGUUGUAAACAAAGCAAGACAGCCUCCUCCUGGGGUUAUGCCAAAAGGCCGUCCUCCAAGCACUAGCAGCCUGGAUGCAAUCUCACCUGUUCAGAUUGAUCCUAUUGCAGCCAUGGCCUCUCUCAGCAUUGGUGGAUCUGCUGCACCUCACACUCAAAGUAUGCCAGUUUUCCCUCCAAAUUUGGGGUCUGCUUUUAGUACCCCACAGUCUCCAGCAAAGGCAUUCCCACCUCUUACUGCUCCAAACCAAUCCACUGCUUUCAGUGGCCUUGGUGGGUUAACUUCACAACUUCCAGGUGGACUUGGAACAGGUAGCUUGACUGGUAUGGGAACAGGUGGACUUAGUCUUCCUACGGUGAAUAGUGAUCCCUUUGGGCAAAGGAAACUGAGUACAUCUGGACUUAACCAGCCCACUUUUCAGCAAACGGACUUGUCUCAGGUGUGGCCAGAGGCAAACCAGCACUUUAGUAAAGAAAUAGAUGAUGAAGCAAACAGCUACUUCCAGCGCAUCUACAAUCAACCUCCACACCCAACUAUGUCUGUGGAUGAGGUGUUGGAAAUGCUGCAGAGGUUCAAAGACUCUAACAUAAAACGGGAACGUGAAGUUUUCAACUGUAUGCUGAGGAAUUUGUUUGAAGAAUAUCGUUUUUUUCCUCAGUACCCAGACAAAGAACUGCACAUAACUGCUUGCCUUUUUGGUGGCAUAAUUGAAAAAGGGCUGGUUACCUACAUGGCUCUUGGCUUGGCCCUACGCUAUGUACUUGAAGCACUGCGUAAACCUUAUCAAUCCAAAAUGUACUUCUUUGGCAUAGCUGCACUAGAUCGCUUUAAAAAUAGAUUGAAGGAUUAUCCUCAGUAUUGUCAGCACUUGGCUUCUAUUAGUCACUUUAUGCAAUUCCCCCAUCACUUGCAGGAGUAUAUAGAAUACGGACAACAAUCAAGAGAUCCCCCGGUAAAGAUGCAGGGCUCUAUUACAACUCCAGGAAGCAUUGCACUCUCUCAAGCACAGACUCCUGCCAAACCAGCUAGCAGCAGUGCUGUCACAACCCCUACUACUACCACCCCAGCGAAAACCAUCACAAUAACUAGGCCUACUGGUGUUAGCUUCAAGAAGGAUGUACCACCUUCCAUCAACACAACCAACAUAGACACACUCCUGGUUGCUACAGAUCUUGCGGGACAGAUUGUUGAACCACCAGAGAACGUUCAAGAGAAGAUUGCUUUCAUCUUUAACAAUUUGUCCCAGUCCAAUAUGACUCAGAAGGUAGAGGAGCUGAAAGAGACUGUAAAGGAUGACUACAUGCCUUGGGUAUCGCAGUAUUUAGUAAUGAAAAGGGUCAGCAUCGAGCUCAAUUUCCACAGCCUGUAUUCCAACUUUCUGGACGCGCUUAAGCAUUUGGAAUUCAACAAAAUGGUUCUAGCUGAGACCUACAGAAAUAUCAAGGUGCUUUUGACAUCCGAUAAAGCUGCUGCAAAUUUUUCUGACCGCUCCUUGCUGAAGAACUUGGGACAUUGGUUAGGCAUGAUUACACUGGCAAAGAACAAGCCAAUUCUGCACACGGACUUGGAUUUAAAGUCGUUGCUGCUAGAAGCUUAUGUGAAGGGACAGCAGGAACUUCUCUAUGUUGUGCCUUUUGUUGCCAAAGUCUUGGAGUCUAGUGUUAGAAGUGUGGUUUUCCGGCCCCCAAAUCCCUGGACAAUGGCCAUAAUGAAUGUGUUAGCUGAGCUUCAUCAAGAACAUGAUUUAAAGCUAAAUCUGAAGUUUGAAAUUGAAGUCUUAUGUAAAAAUCUGGUGUUGGACAUCAAUGACUUAAAGCCUGGCACCCUAUUGAAAGACAAAGAUCGACUGAAAAGCUUGGACGAACAACUUUCUGCUCCCAAAAAGGAUGUAAAACAGCCGGAGGAACUACCUCCAAUGACUAGUGCCAGCGAAUACGCCAUUCGAACUGCUGGCAAACUUUGGGCGUCAGUGGAAAAGCAGGAAUCUGAUGCAGUUUUUACAGCAACAGCUACUGCUCCACCACCAAGCACAACAUGCACCACAACUGUUCCGCCACAGCCUCAGUAUAGCUACCAUGAUAUUCAUGUUUACUCACUGGCAGGCCUUGCUCCUCAUAUCACACUUAAUCCCACAAUUCCUCUGUUUCAAGCCCACCCACAACUGAAGCAGUGUGUGCGACAGGCAAUUGAGAGGGCAGUACAGGAACUUGUUCACCCUGUUGUCGAUCGGUCCAUCAAGAUUGCAAUGACAACCUGUGAGCAGAUUGUGCGCAAAGACUUUGCUUUAGAUUCUGAAGAGUCUCGUAUGAGAAUUGCCGCUCAUCAUAUGAUGCGUAACCUGACUGCUGGUAUGGCUAUGAUUACAUGCCGUGAGCCCCUGCUCAUGAGCAUUGCCACCAACCUGAAGAAUAGCUUUGCAACAGCUAUGCGGGCUGCUUCCCCUCAGCAGCGGGAAAUGAUGGAGCAGGCUGCUGCACAGCUUGCUCAGGACAACUGUGAAUUAGCCUGCUGUUUUAUACAGAAGACUGCAGUGGAAAAGGCUGGACCUGAAAUGGACAAGAGACUAGCAACUGAAUUUGAACUGCGAAAGCAUGCAAGGCAAGAAGGGAGACGUUACUGUGAUCCUGUAGUAUUAACUUACCAGGCAGAACGUAUGCCAGAGCAGAUACGUUUGAAGGUUGGGGGUGUGGACCCUAAACAGCUGGCUGUUUAUGAGGAAUUUGCACGUAAUGUUCCUGGAUUCCUUCCCACAAAUGACCUAACGCAGCCCACAGGAUUUCUGGCACAGCCUAUGAAGCAACAAGCCUGGGCCACAGAUGACGUUGCACAGAUCUAUGAUAAGUGUAUAACUGAGUUAGAGCAACAUUUACAUGCAAUACCACCAGCACUGUCCAUGAAUCCGCAGUCCCAAGCCCUGCGAAGUCUACUGGAAGCUGUAGCAGUUGCCCGGAAUUCAAGGGAUGCCAUAGCUGCACUAGGACUCCUGCAAAAGGCUGUUGAAGGGCUGCUAGAUGCCACAAGUGGGGCAGAUGCAGACCUUCUUCUCCGUUAUCGGGAAUGUCACCUUCUGGUAUUAAAGGCUCUGCAGGAUGGACGUGCCUAUGGUUCUCCUUGGUGCAACAAACAAAUAACCAGGUGUUUAAUAGAGUGCCGCGAUGAAUAUAAAUAUAAUGUGGAGGCUGUAGAGCUUCUGAUCCGAAAUCACCUGGUGAACAUGCAGCAAUAUGACCUCCAUUUGGCUCAGUCCAUGGAGAAUGGCUUGAAUUACAUGGCUGUGGCCUUUGCCAUGCAGUUAGUUAAGAUACUGCUUGUGGAUGAACGAAGUGUGAGCCAUGUGACCGAGGCUGAAUUUUUUCACACUAUUGAGACACUGAUGCGUAUUAAUGCACACUCAAGAGGCAAUGCCCCUGAAGGACUUCCUCAACUAAUGGAUGUUCUACGCUCCAAUUUUGAUGCAAUGAUGGAACGGGCACAUGGAGGUCCUAACUUCAUGAUGCAUUCUGGUAUCUCCCAAGCUUCAGAGUAUGAUGACCCACCUGGCCUGAGGGAGAAGGCAGAGUACCUAUUAAGAGAGUGGGUUAAUCUAUACCAUUCUGCUGCUGCUGGACGUGAUAGUACCAAAGCUUUCUCUGCAUUUGUUGGCCAAAUGCAUCAGCAAGGGAUUCUGAAGACUGAUGACCUGAUCACACGGUUCUUUCGCUUGUGCACGGAGAUGUGUGUGGAGAUAAGUUACCGGGCUCAAGCUGAGCAACAACACAACCCAGCUGCAAAUCCCACAAUGAUUCGAGCAAAAUGUUACCACAAUUUAGAUGCUUUUGUGCGUCUUAUAGCUCUGUUGGUCAAACAUUCUGGAGAAGCUACAAACACAGUGACAAAAAUAAAUCUUUUGAACAAGGUACUUGGUAUUGUUGUUGGAGUACUUCUACAGGACCAUGAAGUGCGACAGAGCGAGUUUCAGCAGUUACCUUACCAUCGCAUCUUUAUUAUGUUGUUGUUGGAAUUAAAUGCCCCUGAACAUGUGCUAGAAACAAUAAAUUUUCAGACACUGACAGCAUUUUGCAAUACUUUUCACAUUCUUAGACCAACUAAAGCACCAGGCUUUGUCUAUGCAUGGCUUGAACUGAUUUCCCAUCGAAUAUUUAUUGCCCGAAUGUUGGCUCACACACCCCAACAAAAGGGCUGGCCAAUGUAUGCACAGCUAUUAAUUGAUCUUUUCAAGUACUUGGCACCUUUUUUAAGGAAUGUGGAAUUGACAAAACCUAUGCAGAUUCUUUACAAGGGCACGCUUCGUGUGCUUCUAGUUUUGCUUCAUGACUUUCCAGAGUUCCUUUGUGAUUAUCAUUAUGGGUUUUGUGACGUGAUUCCACCAAACUGCAUACAGCUGAGGAAUCUGAUUCUGAGUGCCUUCCCACGUAAUAUGAGACUGCCAGAUCCCUUCACACCCAAUCUUAAGGUGGAUAUGUUAAGUGAGAUAAACAUUGCUCCCCGUAUUCUUACAAAUUUCACUGGAGUAAUGCCUCCACAGUUCAAAAAGGAUUUGGAUUCUUAUCUAAAGACUCGUUCACCUGUCACAUUUCUCUCAGAGCUCCGCAGCAACUUGCAGGUUUCAAAUGAGCCUGGUAAUCGCUACAAUAUCCAGUUGAUUAAUGCAUUAGUACUCUAUGUGGGGACUCAGGCUAUUGCUCAUAUUCACAACAAGGGUAGCACACCCUCCAUGAGCACCAUUACCCACUCUGCACAUAUGGACAUCUUCCAGAACCUGGCUGUGGACUUAGACACUGAAGGACGCUACCUCUUUUUGAAUGCUAUUGCCAAUCAACUACGGUAUCCCAACAGCCAUACUCACUACUUUAGCUGCACAAUGCUUUAUCUCUUUGCUGAAGCAAACACUGAGGCGAUACAGGAACAAAUUACAAGGGUUCUUCUUGAGCGACUGAUUGUGAAUAGACCACAUCCUUGGGGACUCCUCAUAACAUUCAUCGAGCUUAUUAAAAACCCUGCAUUCAAGUUCUGGAACCAUGAGUUUGUACAUUGUGCACCAGAAAUUGAAAAGUUGUUCCAGUCUGUUGCACAGUGCUGCAUGGGGCAAAAACAGGCCCAGCAAGUUAUGGAAGGCACAGGAGCCAGCUAAGAAGCCAGCGAUCAUUGACUUUUAUCUGGCUUUAUACUUAUAAAGCAAGCCCAAGGAACCAAUUUCUGCAAUGUGAAGAAUCCCUCUUGGAUUUUUUUUUUCUUGCCCAACAGCUGUAUCAGUUCAUGGCACAAAUUCCCGGCUGGGAGCAUAAUGUUUUAACAUAUCUUGUUUGUUUUGAAGGGAGAUGUCAUAAAUUUGGCAAAUUUUGGGGAUUUUUUUUUUCCAGCUCUACAUUUGGCCAAAACACAAAGAACAUGUGAAUAUAUAUUAUAUUUUUUUCUGGAUCUCUUGUAAAUACUGAUCUGAAAUGCAACUCCAAAAAAA
This is a messenger RNA of Xenopus tropicalis (tropical clawed frog), 7836 nucleotides long. RefSeq names its product CCR4-NOT transcription complex subunit 1 (gene cnot1). NCBI's taxonomy places the organism in Eukaryota, Metazoa, Chordata, Amphibia, Anura, Pipidae. Gene Ontology annotation, biological process: negative regulation of translation. Gene Ontology annotation, cellular component: CCR4-NOT core complex; nucleus; cytoplasm. The record is from RefSeq and is marked provisional.